AUGGGAUGUUUAUUACUACUACUGCUUCUCUUGGUAAGCACUGUAGACGGAGUUGCAAGUGCUUCGUGCCUCAGCAGUCAAGCCUCCAUUCUGUUGCGUAUCAAGGAGGAUCUCCAUCUAUCCAAUGGAAGGCUAAGUUCAUGGGGUGGAAAUGGAAAUGAGUCUGACUGCUGCUUGUGGGAGGGAGUAGAGUGUGAUUCCCACACUGGAUACAUCAUUGGCCUUGAACUUGAUGCUACAAUUGAUAUUGAUAUUGCAGGGUCAAGAAUACCUCCUGCUCUUUUUGAUCUCCACCUGCUCCAGCACCUUGACCUCAGUGGUUGUGACUUCAAUAGUUCUACCAUACCUUCACAACUGGGUCAGCUCACCCACUUGACUCAUCUCAAUCUCUCUAGAGCUUGGGUUUCGGGCAAGGUACCAUACGAGAUUUCAAACUUGUCUAAUUUGGUUGCUUUAGACCUUUCCCCUCUUUUGGGUGGCUUGGAAAUACAAGAGGAUCUGGAAGGCUUCGUGGGGAACUUUAAGCAAUUAAAAUACCUCCACUUGAAUUUUGUCAUAUUCAAUCUCCGCAACUCGCAAGAGUGGGGAGCCAACUUAGCAUCGGCAUUGCCCAAUCUACGGUCCCUUAGUUUAGUUGGUUGUGAUCUUGAAGGAAGCCUCACUCCUCAUAUUUUCAUGCUCCCACAUCUUCAAGCUCUUGAUCUAGCAUACAAUGAGCUACAAGGGGAAUUAAUGCCAUCAUUUUUCCCUUCAGAGAGCAAGCUUCAAUCUUUAAGGCUUAGUCAGAACAACUUGUCCGGCCACCUACCGAUUGAAAUUUUUGAACUUCCUCACUUGAAGGUUCUUGAUGUGGAAGGCAAUGACUUAUUGAGGGUUUCAUUACCUACCAAAUUACCAACAAGUAAGCUCGAAAUUCUUAAUCUUGGUGGCAUUGAGCUCUUAGGAGACCUUUUUCGUGUUUGGAUUGUUAAUCUGACAUCCUUAGUACAGUUAGAACUUUCUUAUACCAAUCUGUCAGGCAGUCUUCCUUUCUCAAUAGCAAACCUCACAGAUUUAACUCACCUGGAUCUAAGUCAGACUAGAUUGUCAGGUUGCAUAGACUCUUUAUUGUUUGCCAACCUCACUCGACUAACUUACCUUGACCUUUCUAAAAACACUUUCAGUGGCCUCUUACCAUCUUUACCUCACUCUAUUCGUAUUGUCAACCUCAACAAUAAUAAUUUUGGUGGCCCGAUCCCAAAUUCAUACAAUCUUCUUAAUAUAGAAAAAUUGGACCUUUCUUCCAACUCCUUUGUAGGGCCUUUUCCUUUUAGUUUAUUUCAAGGACCAUCUUUUGCCCAAUCUCUGCUUGAAGACCUUGACCUUUCAAACAACAAAUUUGAUGGCUAUCUCGACCUUGGAAUUUUUACAAACUUCAAAAAGCUUCGGUCAUUGUCACUUUCUCGAAAUAACUUGACUGUAGGCAUUGACAACCCCACUCUUAAGUUUUCAAGACUACAAGACUUGAGCUUGGCCUCGUGCAAUAUCAACCAGUUCCCUCGAUUCCUUCGUCACCAGAUGCCCAUGGAUGGUUUGGACCUUUCGAAGAACAGGAUCACUGAGGAAAUUCCGCAAUGGUUAAAUACUUUCGGCUAUUUGAACAUAUCCCACAACAUGAUAACAGGCUUUGUACCAGGGACUGUUCUCAACGGUGAUUUAGUUGAUUUGAGCUAUAACAUGUUGAAUAGCCUUCCAAAUUCUCUAUCUUUUAAUUAUUUGCAGUCUUUUUCAAUCAAGAAUAAUAGUGUGACAGGAGAAAUACCAGCUUUCUUGUGCAACCUCACUGAACUUGGGGUGGUGGACUUCUCAAACAACAAGUUCAGCGGCCAGAUACCUACUUGCAUCUUUAACAUGAGUUUGGCGAAUGUCCAUCUCCAGAACAAUCAAUUGCAAGGACAAAUCCCAGAGGUUACUGGCAAGGCAAGAGAUUCAUUGGAUAUACUGGAUUUAAGUGACAACAUGUUAGAAGGUCAUAUCCCUAAAUCCCUUGGUCACUGCAAAUGGCUUGUGUUCAUAAAUUUAGGGAAGAAUAAAUUAAGUGGUGACUUCCCUUCAUGGCUUUCGAAGCUGCCAAAACUAAGCAUUCUCGUGUUAAGUUCCAACUUUCUAAGUGGUGCUAUUAACUUCUCUUUUGACAAGACUGCUUUCCAAGGACUGCUCAUGCUUGACAUCUCCACCAAUCAAUUUAGUGGAAAAUUUCCAAUGAGCUUGUUGUUAAGUCUCAAUGCAAUGAAGACUUUCGACAUCUCCCAUGCUCUUUGGGAUGUGGCUCUUCUUAAUGAUUUUGGUACAAAAUGGGAAGUGGCAAUGACAAUCAAAGGAGAAACAUUAAGUUACCAAGAUGAAAAUUUGUUCCUCAUGAACACAAUUGACCUUUCCAACAAUUACUUUGAGGGUGAGAUUCUUGAAGAGAUUGGAGACCUUAAAUGGCUCCAAGCACUAAGAAUUUCGAACAACAAGCUUAAAGGGUCAAUUCCUAAGAAUUUUGGUGGCCUCCAACAACUGGAAUCAUUGGAUCUAUCUCAUAACCACCUUUCAGGUGAAAUACCAGAAGAACUUUCUAAACUGAAUUUUCUUGAGUACCUGAAUCUCUCAUAUAACAACCUUGCUGGAAGAAUCCCUCAAUCACCACAAUUUUCCACCUUCGAUCAUUGGAGCUUCGAAGGGAAUCCAAGUCUCUGUGGCCCUCCACUCUUGCUUGCCUGUGAAGCCAAUGAGAGCACCACAUCUAUUCCAUUUCUUGUACUGAAGCAAGCAAAUGAAGAGAGAAUGUGGAAGAACACAUCGGUGGCACUAGGUUUUGGUGUAGGUUUUGGCACAGCAAUAAGCUUCUCAUUUUUUCUGAAUAAUGGAAGGGGCUUCGAUAUCUUUUGGAGAAGGUGCUACUGUCCUUGGGCUUAA
Nymphaea colorata (pocket water lily) is the source of this 2940-nucleotide messenger RNA. RefSeq names its product receptor-like protein 54. The transcript has a single exon. The coding region runs from base 1 to 2940 and encodes 979 amino acids. Gene Ontology annotation, molecular function: protein binding. The record is from RefSeq and is a predicted model, not a curated record. Lineage: Eukaryota; Viridiplantae; Streptophyta; Magnoliopsida; Nymphaeales; Nymphaeaceae.